Molecule: messenger RNA, 411 nt
Organism: Diatraea saccharalis (sugarcane borer)
Lineage: Eukaryota; Metazoa; Arthropoda; Insecta; Lepidoptera; Crambidae
Source: the annotation of a GenBank genome assembly
AUGAAGCCGACGACCGAAUUGAGGGUGAACGGCUCUCACUGUGAAGGUGAUGCGAGAUCUCGUAAACGUGGUCCGAGCAGCUCCUGCGACUUAGGCUACGGUGAAAGAGAUGAGCAGAUGAACGAGUGCAAUGCUGCCUUGGUCCUGAUGUCACUCAGUUGCUCCCCCAACUCACCGAGGCCCAGCGCUUGGGGCGGCCGGUCAUCGGUUUCACCAGGAGCCAGCAGCAGCUCAGGGUCAUCUUGGCGUUCUGGUACUCCAUCCCCACCACCCGCCUCGUCUUCUUUCAGCGAUGAGGGUAUUGCUAUGGACUAUGAAGAAAUGCAUCCACGCAAGAAGAGGAACGCACGCCUCUCAUCGAGAGAUCGAGAGAUAGUCUUGAACGUCCAAUUACAACACAGAGUCCGCUAA